AUGUCCAGCUCGAUCUCUAGAAAGAACCAACUCGAAGGGAUUGUUUGUUGGAUUGAGACUCAUUUUAGGAAGAAAUCUUAUAGAAUUCUUGCCCAAGUUCGCGAAAUUUCCAACAGAAUUAUCCAACCAAUAAUUCAAGACAGCACACAAAACAUUGCAAAUUGGCAGAAACAACGUUUAAAUGAAUUAAAACAACCACUUAAACAUAUCUAUGAUUUUGCAAUUUCUUUUAUUGAUUCAAAAGAGGAAGUUGUUAAAAAUAUCUCUCAAAGAUUUUCUACUUGGGUUAGACAGGCUUAUGAAAGAUUGGACAGGGCAAACAAGAAAUUGGUUGUAUUUGAGGAAAAAUAUUCUGGACUCCGCCAAAGAUUGGAUCUUGUACGACAAAUUAAAGAAGCACCAAAUAUUUACAUGUUAGCAGUCCCAGAAGUUAUAAGAAGGGAAGAGCUGAGAAAGGUUAAUUUUAAAUUAAUCCUUGCACUUUUCCCGACACCUUUUUAUCAUCUAGAAUUAAGCUGUUCUGGAUCAGACCUUGUUGUAGGGGUAGCACGAGGGACUUGGUGA
Meloidogyne enterolobii is the source of this 564-nucleotide messenger RNA. The record is from the annotation of a GenBank genome assembly. Lineage: Eukaryota; Metazoa; Nematoda; Chromadorea; Rhabditida; Meloidogynidae.